Molecule: messenger RNA, 927 nt
Organism: Strongyloides ratti
Lineage: Eukaryota; Metazoa; Nematoda; Chromadorea; Rhabditida; Strongyloididae
Product: BTB/POZ-like domain and BTB/POZ fold domain and BTB/POZ domain-containing protein
Exons: 1
Coding region: 1-927 (308 amino acids)
Molecular function (GO): protein binding
Source: RefSeq, a predicted model, not a curated record
AUGGCAGGAAAAACUAACAAAGAUACUAAUAUUAUUAAUUCUACCAAAACUUAUGAUAUAAUAGAAGAUGAUACUAAAUAUACUAAUACAAUACUUUCUAGAUUGUAUACUGAUUAUAGAAAACAAAAUUUAGAUUCAUGUGAUAUACAAAUUAUAAUAAAUGGAAGUAAAUCUAUUUAUACUCACAAAGUAAUACUCCAAACAUAUUCAAAUUUUUUUAGAAAAAUGAUGGGAACAGAAAAGAUUGUAUCUUUAAAUGAUCCUGAAGUUAACCUCAAGACAAUGAAACUUCUUUUAAGAUAUUUAUAUAAAGGUGUUUUUAAAACAAAUUCAGAGAAAUACUUUCUUCGUGUUAUGCAUUUAGCAAAAAAAUUAGAAACCAGAGAUUUGUAUAAAGCAUUAUCCAAUUAUCAUAAAAAUUCUAGUGGAAUUUUUGAUAAAGUCAACAAAGAAAGUAAACGAAAGUCUAGUCAAACAGAUAAAAGUAUAAGAAAUAUAAACAAAGAGAAUAAAAUUGAUAAACAACAAAAGAAAAGAAGUAAAUCUAAUAAAAUUUUAGCAAUGGAUGAUAAACAUAGUUUUUCUAAAAAAAGAAUUAACAACAAAAUGGAUGAUUCACAAAAUAAAGAUUCUAGACAAUCAAAAAAAACUAGAAAGUCAACGAGGAAAACCAAUCCAAAAAUGAUGAAAAAUUCAAUUGGGGAAAAGGAAAAAAAUAUUUCAAAGGUUUCAUCACCGAAGAAAAAUCCUUCUAAGAAGGAAAAAAAUAUUUCAAAAGUUUCAUCACCAAAGAAGAAUUCUUCUAAGAAGGAAAAAAAUUUUUAUGACAAUUAUGAUAGUCAUCCUUUAAUGUACUCUGGUCAACAAGAUCUUUACAGAAUUUCUUACUCUGAUGAUUAUGAUGAUGAUGAUGAUAGUGAAAAUUAA